Molecule: messenger RNA, 567 nt
Organism: Arabis nemorensis
Lineage: Eukaryota; Viridiplantae; Streptophyta; Magnoliopsida; Brassicales; Brassicaceae
Source: the annotation of a GenBank genome assembly
AUGGAUUUGCGUUUCCACGAAGAAGGAGGCAGCGUUUGGCAGAAAUGUUCAAGACACGACCUUUCCAAACGCCGUUUCGUCUGCGGUGGCGUUUGUCCUUUCUGCCUCCACGAACGCCUCUACUCUCUCUGCCCCGAUUGUGCCCGUGAUCUCCCCUGUUCGUGUACCCCACGCGCCUCCGUUUCCGCCGCCGAAGGUGACGUUCCGUUCUCCGGUGUCGGAUCGGUUGGCCGCGUUGCCAACCUGAUCGAAUCCGAACCGGCGUUUCUUUGGUCUGCUAAACCGGAACCGGUUUUUGGAACCGGGUCGGAUCUCAAGCCGGGUCGUGGACGUUGGCUCUGGAGGCUGUUCAGUGGAAACAGGGGAGAGACGAGGACGAAGGCUGCUACGGUUAUGAGGAAGUCGAGAUCCGUUGCAGUUUCUGACGCAGGAGAAGUGCCAUUUUCGCCGGUGCCCGUGACGAGUAAAGGAAAUGGUUGGUACUUUCCAAGUCCGAUCAAGGUUUUUCGACAGUCGAUAGUCUCCAAGAUGACGUUUCAACAAAGAUCUCCUUUGUACAGAGGUUGA